AUGGCCGCGGACUCGGAGGUGCUGCACUUCCAGUUCGAGCAGCAAGGCGAUGCCGUGCUGCAGAAGAUGAACCUCCUGCGGCAGCAGAACCUCUUCUGCGACGUCUCCAUUUACAUCAACGACACCGAGUUCCAGGGGCACAAGGUGAUCUUUGCCGCCUGCUCCACCUUCAUGCGGGACCAGUUUCUGCUCAACCAGUCGAAGCAGGUGCGGAUCACCAUCCUGCAGAGCGCCGAGGUGGGCAGGAAGCUGCUGCUCUCCUGUUACACGGGGGCUCUGGAGGUCAAAAAGAAGGAGCUGCUGAAGUACCUCACGGCAGCGAGUUACCUGCAGAUGGUUCACAUCGUGGAGAAGUGCACCGAAGCUUUGUCCAAGUACUUGGAAAUCGACGCUUCCAUGGAGAACGGUCACCAGGCUGCAGAGAGGUGUCAUUCCUCAGAUGCUGAGCUGAGAAACGGGGAGGAGGCUUCAGAGAAAGACUGUGAAAUAAUAGAGAUCUCUGAAGACAGCCCAGUGAACGCAGAGUACCCGGUGAAACAGGAGAAGGGAGAGGUCUCACAGCCCGCAGCGCAGAGCUUGGUCGCGGAAAGAAAGGACACAAAAACCCCAGAGAUAUCGACAGUGGAGAUCGGAUAUAAGGACGAUGAAAUCUGUAUCUUCAGAAUGGAUUCUAUGAGCGUAGCCAAUGUGGAGAAUGAUCGUUUUCCUCAGCCUUGCACAUCCUCUAAAACAAACUUGUAUUUUCCGGAGACCCAGCACUCCUUGAUAAAUUCUACAGUUGAAAGCAGAAAUACAGAGAUGUCAGGAAAUCACUUUCAAGCUUUUGUCAGUGACAACACAGAAGGAACUUCUAGUCUGAUGAACGGGUUCCAGAGCCUGGAUGAUUCUGGCAGUUCAUGGCGGCACCAAUGUCCAAAGUGUCCGAGGGGAUUUCUGCAUCUCGAGAACUAUCUCAGACAUCUAAAAAUGCACAAACUCUUCUUGUGUUUGCAGUGUGGGAAAACGUUUACUCAAAAAAAGAAUCUCAACAGACACAUCCGUGGGCACAUGGGCAUCCGGCCCUUCCAGUGCAUGGUGUGUCUGAAGACCUUCACUGCCAAAAGUACGCUGCAGGAUCACCUGAACAUCCACAGCGGUGACCGGCCCUACAAGUGUCACUGUUGUGACAUGGACUUUAAACACAAGUCUGCUCUUAAAAAGCAUUUAACUUCUGUUCAUGGAAGGAGUAGUAGUGAAAAAACAACCCUGAGCACUAUUACAAAAGUUAAAAUAGAUUAUGAUUAA
Antrostomus carolinensis (chuck-will's-widow) is the source of this 1284-nucleotide messenger RNA. RefSeq names its product zinc finger and BTB domain containing 6 (gene ZBTB6). Gene Ontology annotation, biological process: regulation of transcription by RNA polymerase II. Lineage: Eukaryota; Metazoa; Chordata; Aves; Caprimulgiformes; Caprimulgidae. Gene Ontology annotation, molecular function: RNA polymerase II cis-regulatory region sequence-specific DNA binding; DNA-binding transcription factor activity, RNA polymerase II-specific; protein binding. The coding region runs from base 1 to 1284 and encodes 427 amino acids. The record is from RefSeq and is a predicted model, not a curated record. The transcript has a single exon.